Molecule: messenger RNA, 1231 nt
Organism: Benincasa hispida (wax gourd)
Lineage: Eukaryota; Viridiplantae; Streptophyta; Magnoliopsida; Cucurbitales; Cucurbitaceae
Source: RefSeq, a predicted model, not a curated record
GGAAAAAACAUGUAAAGGAAGUUGAUAAAAAAAUGACUUAGUGUAGAAGUCUAGGGCGUUAGACUAGAGAGGAUUUCGGUAUCUGCCUUUCUAUAAUUACUGCUGCCCGUCUCCGAUUUUCUCUUCGCUUCGUUUUUUGUGAUCUCCUCCCUCCAUUAUUCACGAAUUUUAAGCGAAUUUCAAAAUCAACGUCCUCUUCAUCAUCAUCUGAUUUCACCUAACAAUUCUAUCAAUCGAUUUUCAUCUUUUUCGUCUCUUCUUCUGCUUCAUUAGUACAACCAGAUAAUUUCUUCGUUUUUCUGCAAAAAGAAGAUGAAAUCCAAUUCAUCGGAACGAAUCGGAGUUAGACAGUACAAUAAAUCGGAACUUCCAAGGCUGCGGUGGACGCCGGAGCUUCAUCGGUACUUCGUUCGAACAGUCGAGAUCCUUGGCGGAAGAAAUCAAGCAACGCCGAAAAGAAUCCUGCAAAUGAUGGGAGUGAAAGGAUUGAAGAUUUCACACAUAAAGAGUCAUUUACAGAUGUACAGAAGUAUUAAAUUAGAGAAUGGGAGUAAGUGUGAGGAUGUAGUGAUGAGUCAAGGCAUGAAGCAGACAAGAAGAAGAACAUUGCACUCUUCUGAUAUCAAAACCUUCUUAUCUUCAGUCUCCUCUUCAAGUGGGAUAUUGGGAGAAGAAGAAGAGUUCAAAAGAAGUGAUAGAAUACACAAAUCUUCAUCCAACAUAAAAGACAGAAUUAUUUCUCAACAGGAUUCAGAUUCAGAAUCAGAAUCAGAAUCAGAGGAGGAAUGCAUUGGAGGUUCAAUGUUAGAGGACCAAACAUGUGAUUGUGAACUCACAUUAUCCCUCAAACCUUCAAUGACACAACAAAUUCUAGAAAGACAGUUAAGUGAUCAAGAUAACAACAGCUCUUCCAAUUCUAUCUCCAUCUCCCAACUCAAUUUUGUACAUCUCAAAGAAUUCUCCCAUCCUCACCGCCAUAUCAAUUUGGACCUAACCAUAUGAAAAAACCCUAAACUCUUCCAUUAUAUUCAUAGCUUUAAGUUUAUUUUAUUACACUUCUCUGUGGAUUACAUGUCAUAUGUUGUUGUAAUGUUAUAUCAGGUUAAGAUAUAUAAAGUUUAGUGUUUAUUUAGUCUCUAAAUUAAAAAUUAAAAAGUGUAUAUACUUUAAAAAGAAUCUAAUUGGUCUUUAAACAUGCAAUAAACCCUUGACCUACAACAUUAUGUACUAA